AUGACGCCCAGCCCAAGACACCAGGGCGUUUGCCGACAUCUGAGGCCCUUCUUGGUGUGGCCACCGAGGACAGUGCUGAGAGGGGGAAGGUCAUGGGCAGGGCUGGGUGUGGGAUGCAGAGGAAACAGUGCCUGGGGAAGAGGAGGUGAGCUUUCUUUCUCUAACCUUGACCUCCCUGGAGCUGGUGAGGCAGGCCUGGAACACCACCCGCUUAUGGGGUGCCUCUUCGCCAGCGCUGUGCCCAGGUGGCCUCACUUGUCAUCUCAAAGUGGCGUCAAACUCCCGGACAGGUGGACGGGAACCCUAGGCUGGCCCUCCAGAGACCAGGAGGCCCCUGGUUCAGGGAUGCCACCUGCAGCUGCCCAGCCCUCUGCCCAUGACGCCCUUGUUCCACCUGCCACCGCUCAUGAAACUACGGAUCACCCAGCUCUGCACUGGCUUGCCUGCUGCUGCUGUCUCAGUUUACCUGGGCAGUUGCCCCUGGUUAUCCGGCUGGGGUGGGACUUGGACUUAGAAGCAGGCCCCUCCUCUGGGAGGCUGUGUCCUCGGGCCAGGAGGUGGCAGCCUCUACCUUCCUGAGACAGGGACCCUUUCUUGUCCAUCACAGGACAGCUGUAUGAAGACACAGAGAGAAGGCGGCCGUCUGCAAGCCAGGAAGAGAGCCCUCACCAAGACUGGAAUCAGCAGCACCUUGAUGUUGGACUUUCAGUCUCCAGAACUGCAAGAAAUAAGCACCUGCUGUUUACAUGCCCAGCCCUCGGUGCUUCCUCAUGGCAGUUGGAGCUAACUGAGACAGCUCCCAGCACUCACCCAUUCAUUCAUUCAUUCAUUCAUUCGUCCAUUUACCUCAUGUCUACUGAACAGCUCUGGGAUGGCUCUGGGAAGCUGUGAGUCACAUAUAUUGCCGCAGCAAUGUGUGAAAUAUGUUUAGAGACAGUGGGGAGCAGAGAGGGCAGAUGCUUUGAGAACCCCAGCAGGGCUGGCCAGAAACACAGGCCUUGUUGGGCUGAGGCUGGCAUGGGGUGAACUUGGGAGCCUUGGGGGCAGAGGUGAUAGAUGUGGGGUGUUUAAAGGCAGUGAGACAAAGAAGGGAGAUGGAUGGUGCCCCCCCAUGCCAGGCUUUGCCAGCCUCCCAACACGUGAGUGUUCACCCACCUGGAUGAGACACCGCCGUGGACUUGGGAGUGAAGGUGGUGAAUUUGGGCAAUGCUGGAGACCAUGCAGGUGGGAGGUGGGACAGAGGCAAGAGGCUGGGGCCCAGGCAGGAGCCGACAGACUGCCAGUGCUCCCCUGAGAAGCAACCUCAGUGGGUGGCUUGGGGUCUGCUGGGCUGCCCCCACACUGACACCCUGGCUGCAGGGCCCCCUGUGUCCCCAGUGAUGGCUCUCGGGAUGGCUGUGUGGCCUACUCAGAGCCAUCCCUGCAGCCCAUGAUCUCUGGGUCACCAGUUGCCAGAAGUGUCCCCCCUGCCUUGGGCAGAGGCUGAGGACCUCAGAGUGGGAGGGAAGGUGCAGUGGGGGCUCAGCCAACACUGCUCAGCCUGAGAGUCCAUCACAUGUGGACUGCACCCCGGCGUCAGCCAGAGUGAUCUCUGCUUAGGGUGGUUUCUGGUGAGUUCUGAUAUCUCAAACCCCAGCAUCAGGGCCAGGGCAGACAAAAGAAGAGUGAGCUGGUCAGGGGUGCCCCAGUGGGAAGCUCAUUCACAACCUUUAAGGAGGGCAGGGCACAGCCCAGCAGGGGUGGCCACAAGGCCCUGGGCUUGUGGCUGAGAUGGCAACUGGCUCUGGCAGUGAUUGGAACAGUCCAGUCCACGGAACCCUGUGGCCUUGGCCGGAGGCUCAUGGUGCCACAGGAACUGGAGCAAUGGGUGGCCUCCCUCGCCUGGUGCCCGAGUAAAGGAGGACUGGGUGCCCCUGAGGAAGGACGUUGCCAUACUCUCACAAAUUUACAUUCUUCUUCUCUCCCCCAGUCUCCCCUCAGGGACCUGCAGCCAUUUGCUGGGGUGGCUAGUCUGUCCUCAGACUCAGGGGACUUACUGGACACUACCUCUACCCUGACACCCACUCCUGGGGACACAAACACCCGUCAGAUCUAAUAGUCAGAGGAGGGGCGUGUGGAGGCCAGGGUACUCAUGGAGCUCUAGCUUAGGUCCAACUCUCGGUGGGUGCAGAGGUCACUUCCCUAGCCUCAGACAGGUGAGUAAAUGGACUUAUGUGGCAGCCAGCAGAGUCCCCACAUUUGUCC
This is a messenger RNA of Mandrillus leucophaeus (drill), 2244 nucleotides long. Its product is annotated as chromosome unknown open reading frame, human C11orf21. Bases 1 to 579 code for a protein of 192 amino acids. The record is from RefSeq and is a predicted model, not a curated record. The transcript has 6 exons. Lineage: Eukaryota; Metazoa; Chordata; Mammalia; Primates; Cercopithecidae.